AUGAUUCGCUCUAUUGAGGAAGAAGACAAGCCUGCGAAGAGGGGAAAGAAAUCAGAAACGCAAAAGGAGGUGCGAGUCACUAAACCAGUUAAGGGGCAAACUCCCAAGAAGCGAAAGUCCAACAAAACUGCUCCUUCACAGCCUAAGCAGAAGAAGAUGAAAAAUACAAACAGGAGACUCAUUCUUCAAUCCUCUAGCGAUUCGGAUUUUGAGUAUGUUCCUCCUGGUAACAAACCUCCUACUCCAACAGAAUCAGAGAGCAAAAGCUCUAACAAGGAGGCUUCGCCUCGUGGUGAUACACCGCCUAGAUCACCAACACCUGAGGUACCAGUUCCUUCUUCUCCACCUGCUACAAUCCCCAUUUCAUUACCAGCAACCUUCCUAGUUAUUACAUCCCAACCUACAUCUACUAUUCCCAUUCCCAAUCCUAUCUUCUCCGACGCAACCAAAACCGCCACCACUGGAGCUCAAACCAACGUAUCUGAUACGAGGGUCCUUUAUAGUGUUCAAAGUGAUGAAGACGAUGAUGCUCCUCUUAACAAAAAGCAUCUCAAGGAGGUGAGUGCCAAACUUGAUACUAUCAUAGCCUCUUCUUCCUCUCACACUCCUAAUUCUGAAUCUGCUAUUCAGAAAAUGCUUGACUCUUUUGUCAUAGCUCAUGAGGCUUCCAUCUCUCGUGCCACAGAAUCCAUUAAUACUUCCACCAAAGUGUCUAUAGAAGCGACCGAAAAAGUCGAUAAACUAAUUCAAGACGCUAACAUUCUUCUUGAGUCCUUACAGGGAUCCACUGCCUCAAAUGCUUCUAAAGUGACCAACUCAAUAACCAAGCUUGAAGAAGCCUUUGCUGCUGAGAAGCAAAAUUUUGUCCAUCUUCGCCAGGAUAUUCAAAAGGACAAUGCUGGUCUUCUUUCCUCUCUCAACGAGUGUCUUACCAAGCUUCAAGAUGACCUCGCUAUGGAAAACUCCCUGGUGGAUGAACUUGCUCGCAAGACAACUCAACUCAAGACCAAAAAUCUUCAACUUUCUCAGGCGAACAACGAGGUCACUCAGCUUCGCUCUGAAAGAGUUGUUGUCAAGAGCUGUGUCUCCGACAUUCACGCAAUUCUCUUAGGCGUUUUGGAGGCUCAUGACCCUAUUCUGACUAUUUCUAUUCGACGCCAUCUUUCUGACAAAUUAUGUCCUUCCCUUGGGAUGUUGAGUCGCAUUGAAGGUGUUUACGAGGCGGUGCUACCUCCGAAACAAGGGGGAGAAGGACUCACAUCGUCAUCUCAACCUCCUCUCACUUCCCAGCCAGAAAUACAGAAGCCUGAGCAUUCUACAGGUUCGGGUCCUAAGGGUAAAGGCAAAGGUCCAAUAGUGGAUGACAGCGAUGAGGAAGAGGAAACAAUUGUUGAUGCCUUGAAGUGA
Lactuca sativa (garden lettuce) is the source of this 1407-nucleotide messenger RNA. The record is from RefSeq and is a predicted model, not a curated record. Lineage: Eukaryota; Viridiplantae; Streptophyta; Magnoliopsida; Asterales; Asteraceae.